Salvia miltiorrhiza (redroot sage) is the source of this 2437-nucleotide messenger RNA. RefSeq names its product IQ domain-containing protein IQM1-like. The transcript is spliced from 7 exons. The coding region runs from base 613 to 2154 and encodes 513 amino acids. The record is from RefSeq and is a predicted model, not a curated record. Lineage: Eukaryota; Viridiplantae; Streptophyta; Magnoliopsida; Lamiales; Lamiaceae.
UUUUUUUUUUUGUGUGUGGAUGACUCUUCAUGGAAGCAGCCUAAGGCUUACUUUCUUUGACCAAUACAAUACCCCAACACACACACACACACACAGAUUGUAUCUAUAUGUAUAUAUAGCCUGCUUUGAAAUGUUUUCCGUAUAUUCGCUGCGAGUGCUGGAGUUUUCAGCAACCAAAAAGGCCAAAGCUUUUCCACUCCAAAGAAAACAAAGUGCUUAAAAAUCCAAUCUUUGAAUCCCUCAAACCUCGUGGUUUUUGAAAGUGGGUAUAAAUCUUUGAAUUAGACCCACCAUUUUCUGCAUUCCCAUUUCAAGAAAUUAUUCAGAAAUUUCUCACUGUCAAUUUGUGAUACUCGGAAAAGAAUUCAAACUAGUCCUUAGAGUCCCCUUGUUGUACGCGUGCUCAUUCGUAUUUGAAGGUUCAAGUAGACUCCAAUAUUCAAAUCCAAUAUUCCUAGAGACAUAUAUAUAGAGGGCGGUUGAUAUCAUUAUUGCAUACACACAUCACAAAUAGACAAGAAGAUAUUUGCAUACAUAUAUACCUUCUCACUCCGAAGGGACUUCAAGAUUAGCCAAGGGUCUUCCAUUUUUGGUGGGGGACUGAAAAAUUUAAUGGGAUUGUCUCUCUCAUUACUUGUAUCAGCUUGGCAAGAAACAGUGAACCAUAGACUUUUCAACUUGGCCUUUGGGGUUGAAUUUGGGGGUGCAAAAAAGUUGAGAACCAACAGCUUUGGGAAAUCAGGAACUGUGGCCAUGACCAUAACAAAAGGGCUGAGCAGCAUGAGCAGGAAGAAUUCUAUAAAGUUGAGGAAUUGUGAGCCUGUGAAACUGAUUCUUGAAACCUCACUUUCAUUCAAGGACUUGGUUAUGAAAUCAGAAGGUGGAGAUGCAGCUGAGGGCCACAGUGAUAAGUUGGCCUCUGCUAUUGAUCUCCCUGAGCCUGCUAUAAUGUUUUCCCCACGCCCCGUUAGCGAGCUGGAUGCAGCCGCGGUGAAGCUCCAGAAGGUGUACAAGAGCUACCGGACUAGGCGAAACCUUGCUGAUUGUGCAGUUGUUGUGGAGGAGCUAUGGUGGAAGGCCUUGGACUUUGCAGCUCUGAAACGGAGCUCUGUGUCGUUCUUCAACGAUGAGAAGCCGGAGACGGCUGUUUCGCGGUGGGCUAGGGCGAGGACCAGAGCAGCCAAGGUGGGAAAGGGAUUGUCUAAGGAUGAAAAGGCUCAAAAACUGGCACUUCAGCACUGGCUUGAAGCUAUUGAUCCACGGCAUCGUUAUGGACACAAUUUGCAUCUAUAUUAUGAUGUAUGGUUCAAGAGUGAAAGUGCUCAGCCUUUCUUCUACUGGUUGGACGUUGGAGAUGGGAAGGAAGUAAAUCUGGAGAAAUGCCCGAGGCCCAAUCUGCAAAAGCAAUGCAUCACAUAUCUAGGACCAAAGGAGAGGGAAUCAUACGAGGUGGUGGUUGAAGAUGGGAAGCUGCUGUACAAAGCAAGUGGUGUGUUAGUGGAAACCAUUGAGGGAUCAAAAUGGAUAUUUGUGCUUAGCACCACAAGAACUCUGUACAUCGGCCAGAAGAAGAAGGGCCUUUUCCAGCACUCCAGUUUCUUAGCUGGAGGAGCCAUCACAGCAGCUGGGAGAUUGGUGGCUCAUGGGGGUGUUCUUGAGGCAAUUUGGCCUUACAGUGGUCACUAUCUUCCCACCGAAGAAAACUUCAGAGAGUUCAUAAGCUACCUCGAGGAGCACUGUGUCGAUCUUGCAGAUGUGAAGAGAUGCGCGACUGAUGAUGACCGGCCUCCUGAGCCAAUUCCAAGAAACGCAUCCGAGAGCAGCCUCGAUCAACAACGUAAUGCCACAACACACGAUCAAGAUGUUCCAUCAACGGAGCACCAAGAUAAGCUGCGGUACAGCUUUGCCAAACGCAUGUCGUGCAAGUGGAGCACGGGGGCUGGACCGAGGAUCGGGUGUGUGAGGGAGUACCCCGCAGAGCUACAAUCACGAGCUCUUGAACAAGUGAAUCUUUCACCAAGGGUGGCCAAUGGAGGUCUUGCCAACUACGGGCCAAUCCCAUCGCCCCGGCCUAGUCCAAAGCUUCGACUUUCGCCUAGAGUUUCCUACAUGGGAUUGCCAAGUCCGAGGACUCCCAUAGCUGCAGCUCACUGAGGAAGAAAGGAAGGUAGAAGUGGGAUUUGGAAGAAGCACCUUCUUCAAUAAGGGAACUAACUUAAAUCUUUCUUCUUUUAUUCAAUUUGUAAGUUUGUAAAUGUCUCAUUUGCAUGCCAAGUCUUCUUUUUGUCCAGUUUUGGCUCCUUUUGACAGUUGCAAGCUGAGGUUUUAGUCCGUAUUGCUUCAUUUUUUUGUAUGUUAACAAGAUUCAUACUAUUAGUUAAAAUGUUGUACAUUUCAUCUUCUAUUUAAAUGAAGAAAUAAAACAGUUGAAAACUUA